Molecule: messenger RNA, 3038 nt
Organism: Carcharodon carcharias (great white shark)
Lineage: Eukaryota; Metazoa; Chordata; Chondrichthyes; Lamniformes; Lamnidae
Gene: commd2
Product: COMM domain containing 2
Exons: 5
Coding region: 43-642 (199 amino acids)
Source: RefSeq, a predicted model, not a curated record
CUCCCCCCCCUCCACCCACCCCGGGCCGGGCUCCGAGUGAAAAUGCUGCUGGUUUUAUCAGAGGAGCACAAGGAGCAUCUGGGGUUCCUAACUCGGGUGGACUCUGCGGUUGUAGGAGAAUUCUGCCGAAUUGCUGUGGAAUUUUUAAAGAAAGGCUCAAAUCCCAAAAUAUUUGAAGGAGCGGCAAGGAAGCUGAGUGUGAGCACUGAAACUGUACAACAUGGAGUUGAGGGAUUGAUGUACUUGCUAACGGAGAGCUCCAAGAUGAUGAUUUCCGAGGUGGAUUUCCAGGACUCUGUGCUUGUUUUGGGUUUUCCUGAAGAUCUAAAUAAAUUACUACUGCAGCUUUACCUGGAAAAUAGGAAAGAGAUUCGGAGUAUCCUGAAUGAACUGACUCCAGACUUCCCUCAUUACCACAACUUAGAAUGGCGACUUGAUGUACAGUUGGCCAGCCGUGCCUUAAGGCAACAGAUCAAACCGCUUCUGACUCUGAAGCUGCACCUGGAACAGAAUGGACGUCAGAAUGCCAAUGUACUUCAAACUGACCCUGCCACCUUGCUGCACCUAAUUCGCAAGUUGGAGCAAGCGCUGGGUGAAAUGAAGACGAACCAUUGCAGAAGGAUAGUGCGCAAUAUAAAAUAGAGAAAUGACGAGAAGCUGGCGACCAUUGGCGUUCCAUGUGCCAAAUUGGGACAACUGAACACCGGCCAGUUUGGGACAUCAUUUGUUGGGAGUCUCUCGGCCUGAUGGAGGAACUUGUUGCUGUUUUGUGUACAACACAAUCUUGGUUAAAGGAAGCACUUUGCAGAAUGGGAGUUGGUUAUGUAGACUUUGUUCAUUUAUAUUAAGAUACUUUGACACAGGAAAUCAGUAGCCUUCAUGACUGUUGUCAAACUGCAAGGUAUUAUUAGCUGGAGCUGCCAUGGCACACUGUAAAGUGCUUUAUGUUGAUUGUUGCCCAACAUUAAGAUCUGAACUCCAGAUGGUCACACAGAAGUGCUUCAUUUUGGCCAAAUAAAUAUUGCCUAGGAUGAAAAAAGGCCUAGAUGGGGGAAAAUAAUAACUAUAGGGAACAGCAGUAGAAGAACGAAAUGCAGAGAGGACUGGAAUAAUUAAUCUAAAAAGGCAGCUAAAAUUGACCAGGAAAAGAAAAGUAGAUUGGGGGCUGGGGGGAAGACAAAAUGCAGCAAAAACGCUGCUUACAGGGCUGGAAUAUACAUAUUGUCCUUUUAUCUCUUGGGGUCAGGCUCAAAUCAAUGUCAAACUGAUGAGAAGGAAGUUUUUCCUUCAGCUAGUAAUUGCCAAGCUCCUGUGUGCAACCAAUUUGUGUUUUUUCACCACAAAAAGGCACCGAACUGGCAGCCACACUGAGCCUAAUGGCAUUUUUUGACAAGAGCUUGUGCAUUAUUCUUAAAGUUGGGUUAAGGCCAUUUGUUGGGGCAGAGAAAGAGCUACUCUGUAGCUGUGUGUGUUGGUGUUUCAAAAACAAAGAAUGCUGCAUUUGCUUGUUACCUUGAUCAGGGUGAGAAAAAAUGAAGAAAACCAUAUUAUUAGUGCAAUGCUCUGAAUUUUGUAACACAAUUUCCAAUUCAGCAAGAGCAUUUUGAAGCUCAUUGUCAGGGCACGUAAAGGAUUUGUUUUAACUUUUUUUCAAUUGUGAUUCUUUUCUAACAUAAAUGAGCAGAUUCAGUGCUAGUGAUCGGUAGAUCACAGUUGCAAAAAGAGUUCACUUAUACUGCCAUGUCCAAUUUCAAGGGAUUCAGCAUUAAAUUUCACAAGUUAAACUUAGUAUACCAGUUCUGCUCUAACCAGAGAUGAUGUGAGGAUGCUUUGUAAAUCAGAUGCAACGUUUACCGUGUCCUAGUGGUAUUUAGGUCAGACCGUUAGGGUUACUGGGAUGUUAUUUUCAGUAUGCUACAAUUUGGAUAUCCAACUUUGGGUACUUUACUACUGCCUCCAACAAAAAUAUCGACUGCGCUUUGGGCCCAGUAGUGCGCUUGAUUUUGUUUUGAUUUCUCUUAACAUUUUGAAUGUGUGUUUCCAGGCUUCUGUGAAAAUUUCUUCCACCUUUUCUUUCCCAAAAGCCACUUCCCACUGCCACAUGAAUCUUUGGAAAGCAGAGAAAGGAUGUAAAAACUUUCCAAUCUCUCAGCACCAGUUAUGUUCCGUUGCAUAAGUGGGGAGCAAGCACAUUAUACCGUGGGUGCCAUCUGGCUACAUUAUUCACCUUUUUUCUGAUAUUUGAAAGCGAUAGCAUAAUAAAUGUCUUAUUCUCUGCACUACAUGUAAUCACACUCUUUGGGAUACUUGAUAAUGUGAUAAAAGUAGAAAUGUUAUAAAGAGAAAUAAAGGUACAUGUUCACUCAGUCACCCCUUGGUACUCUUUCAGUUGGUUUGCAGCUACUGGUUAAAAACAGACUGGAAGUGGAUACUUCAGGUAGAAUGGCCUCCACCUUCAUAUGAAUGGUGAAUGCUGUUCAUGCUUAUUAAUGAUUUAUCACCCUUUAUUAUUUGAUAAGGUGCGAUCCAUUUAAAGCAGUGAUUUUUGGCAGCUGCAAAGCAUUGAAUCAGGAAAAUAAGGGAAACCGAGGUUUAAGCAUACCUUCAUCUCUUUUAACAUUUAUGUUGAUGAAACUAUUCAGUAGUCCACCCAUUUCCAGGAAGUAUCUAAAAAGCUAUUUGAACCAAUGAAGUCAUCACCAGUAAUUGUAUAUUACAUUUCGAUAUUUUGUAACUUUGGUCAAAUGCAUUCUUUCAGCUUUUCGUUUUUUUUUGUAAGAAAUUUCUACAAUUAUUGAUUUUGUUUUGCUCCUUUUUUGUUCCUUGUUUGAAUUGUUUUGCAUUAUUUCCAAUUGUUUUUGCUGGUGUUGUACUGUGACUAUCAUGUGAGUUCUGUAAACUUCCUGUUGAGAUUACCAAUCACUAAAGUCAAGUGCAAGAAAAUUGGUGCAAGAUUUAUAUUUUAAAAACAUGCUCCUUAUGCAAUGGAAUUGCCAAAUAAUUGUUUGUGCCGGAACAAUAUACAGAAUGUAAAGUUG